Emiliania huxleyi CCMP1516 is the source of this 996-nucleotide messenger RNA. RefSeq lists its product as hypothetical. The record is from RefSeq and is a predicted model, not a curated record. Bases 1 to 996 code for a protein of 331 amino acids. Lineage: Eukaryota; Haptophyta; Isochrysidales; Noelaerhabdaceae. The transcript has 2 exons.
AUGAGCUUCGGCACGGGCUCCACAUCGCUCGCCUGGAAGGUGGGUGGCCGUCUCAGCGUGAGAGCUCUCUUGUUCGACGCCCGCGUGCUCAUGCGCCACCCUCACGAGCGCGCGCGGAAGGAGCAAUCGAGGCCGGCGGCUCCGAUCAUCGAGCCCGACGUCCUUCGCGCUGACACAAUCUCUUCCAUGCUAAUAUCUCAGCUGCGCGACCACUGCCGUCAGCAGGGGCUCAGCAAUGUUGGCGACCGAGACGAGCUCGUCGGCAGGCUGACUGACUUCCUUGCCAAGGCUGCAGUCACCGUGGAGGCAACUGCCAGCGCCGGCGCCGCUUCACCGCGGGACAAGUACGCCGACAAACUCCGCUCGCGUGGAGCCGCGCAGCUCCUGCACCACGGCCGCGACGCCGACGCGGGCGGGCCGCUCCUCAUGACCGAGUUUGGACGUGUCGAGAAGGAGCGCGAGAAGGCGGUGCGCCGGCACUCAGAGAGCGAGCGGCGAGCGCAGGUGGACACGGGCGGCUACGCCUUCCAGCCGGGCGCAAAGGACCUGCUCCACUACCUCGACAUGAGGGGCAUGCUCCGGCUGCUACUCCCGUCGGACGACGACGAUGACGUGGCUCGGAUGGAGGCGCAGGCGGCCUCGCUCGCCGAGUCGCUGCAGGUGCCCCCCUUCGCCACGUCGCUCGACCCGGCCGCGGCCGCACGAGCGCGGCGCGGCGAGGCGGAGGCGCUGGGCGAGGUGGCGGAGGCCCUCGACCUCACUCCCGGCUCGGUGAUGGUCGUGAGCGACCACUCGACUGUGGUCGCCGCGGCGAGGCGCGCGCGGAUGCUCUCGUGCUACGUCGCGAAGCCGAUCGAGGGGCGGCCGCGGCGGCUGCCGGCAGACUUUUGUGUGGACGAGCUCUCCUUGACGAGAGGCUGCAUCGAGGAGUGCAACGGGGCAACCUUUCGAGACGGCAACACGGAGAUCAUAUCGAGGUACGUUGGCGGUGACUGA